This is a messenger RNA of Cryphonectria parasitica EP155, 592 nucleotides long. RefSeq lists its product as uncharacterized. Gene Ontology annotation, cellular component: L-cysteine desulfurase complex; mitochondrion. The transcript has 5 exons. Bases 39 to 380 code for a protein of 113 amino acids. NCBI's taxonomy places the organism in Eukaryota, Fungi, Ascomycota, Sordariomycetes, Diaporthales, Cryphonectriaceae. Gene Ontology annotation, biological process: iron-sulfur cluster assembly. The record is from RefSeq and is a predicted model, not a curated record.
CCACUCCCUUCUCGAUGCGCAAAGACUAGCCUCUCGCCAUGUCAUUAUCGUCGUCGCUCAAGGGCGACUCGGCCCACCAGGUCAAAUCUUUGUACCGCCAGCUUCUCCGACAGGGCGAGCAGUUCGCAUCGUACAAUUUCAGAGAAUACGCGAAGAGGCGGACACGAGAUGCUUUUCGAGAGAACAAGAACGUGGAGGACUCGAGACAGGUUCAGGAGCUGUUACAGAAGGGCCUGAAGGAGCUACAGAUGCUGAAGCGGCAAACGGUGGUCAGCCAGUUCUUUGAGAUGGACAAGUUGGUUGUGGAGGCGGGCUUGUCGGGCAAGCAAAAGGGCGCAAAAGGCGACAUCGUCCGCCAGAAGCAACAGGGUUUCAACUGAGAGUUGCCUUCGUGGACUCUAUGGUCCUGUCUCAACAACUACAUUUCCCUUAUCGAGGCAAAAAGUGGCCAAGGUUACCGGCCGCAAAAGGUGCGUGACGGUGAUGCCGUCCUCUUGACACACUCACUGGCAGGAGGCAUCUGUACAUUACUGCGGCGUUGUAUAUUGGCGUACGGUGGAAACUGUGGAAAGGACGGAAAUGCCUUGGGAAG